AUGCAAGAUCUUGACUUCAGUGAAACUGUGAGAGUGAUAGAUUUGACGAGACGUACAAUGAGAUGUGCUGGAAUUUGGCCAGAGGAAGUUCAGGAAUCAAAAUUUAUAUUCUUCACAACGUAUCUGGCUAUUCAUUGUUCAUUAGCGAUCAUUGAUAUUGCGAUGAAUAUAUCAAAUUUAACAUAUAUCGUUGCGUGUUUAUUGGAAAAUGUAUUCAACCUGAUGGCUCUUUUGAAGAUAUGCAUUUGUAGGAUUAAGAGAAAAUCAUUAACGAAACUUUUACAAGACAUCAGAACAGAUUUUAUCAUUGAUAAUUAUAAAAGCAGAGACGAACAAAUGGCUUUUUUAAAUUACAACAAAUUCAGUCAGAAAUUUGUAAGAUUGACCUUGAUCAUAUGUUUUGCAGCAGCUUCAUCGUAUUACUUCAUGUCUUUGGUGACGAAUGUAGAAAUGGUAAUUUCUAAUUCAUCUUAUGGAUACAGAUUACCGUAUAGAGUUUGGCUUUUAAUCGAGCCUACUGAUGUGAUAACAUACGUCUGUCUUUGUUGUUAUCAAUUUUUAAUAAUACCUAGUAUUGUCUUUGGUUACGUUGGUACCGAUUGUCUUUUUGUUAGUUUAGUACUUCAUGUCAGUGGAUUGUUUUCUGCACUCUCUUGUAAGGUAAAACAUGUAUUGGAUGAUCCGCAAGAUCGACAACGUCGUAUGAAAAAUCUAAUUGUUAGACACGUUCGAUUAAUUAGAUUAUCAGAAUCUCUAGAAGACGAAUUUAAUUUAGUGAUUUUGCAACAAUUAGUAGGAAAUACUUUUCAACUUUGUCUUUUGGGAUAUGAUACUCUUGCAGUAAGUUUUGAAAUAAUUCAAGAGUAA
This is a messenger RNA of Polistes canadensis, 867 nucleotides long. RefSeq lists its product as uncharacterized. The record is from RefSeq and is a predicted model, not a curated record. Gene Ontology annotation, biological process: sensory perception of smell; detection of chemical stimulus involved in sensory perception of smell. Gene Ontology annotation, molecular function: odorant binding; olfactory receptor activity. Bases 1 to 867 code for a protein of 288 amino acids. NCBI's taxonomy places the organism in Eukaryota, Metazoa, Arthropoda, Insecta, Hymenoptera, Vespidae. The transcript is spliced from 4 exons. Gene Ontology annotation, cellular component: plasma membrane.